Molecule: messenger RNA, 5340 nt
Organism: Schizosaccharomyces octosporus yFS286
Lineage: Eukaryota; Fungi; Ascomycota; Schizosaccharomycetes; Schizosaccharomycetales; Schizosaccharomycetaceae
Product: ubiquitin-protein ligase E3
Exons: 1
Coding region: 239-5182 (1647 amino acids)
Biological process (GO): protein polyubiquitination; proteasome-mediated ubiquitin-dependent protein catabolic process
Cellular component (GO): nuclear speck
Molecular function (GO): ubiquitin protein ligase activity
Source: RefSeq, a predicted model, not a curated record
AGUUAUUUUACAGCUUUAACAUAUUAGAUAUUUACUGUAAUAUAUAAAACAAUUAAUAUCAUUUUGAUGUUCGGCGAAUGCUUUUGUCAUUAUAAUGUGAUGGUGUAUUUCUUCGAGACAAGAAAUCUUCAUUGCUCCCGCUACAAACAACUGGUAUCUUUACAAAAAAAAAACCCCGGUUGAUUUUUUUGUUUCAUAACAUUUAAUCGACGACUUGAUAUUGAAUUACCACAUAUACAUGGUCUCACAGCUUGACUUUACCACCCAAGCCGACCUUCUUUCUCUUUACAAACCUGCGUCUGACCCUUUUUCUUUCACGAACUUGAGUGACUCGACCAAAAAGCAUUAUCUAAGUGGACUAGAGACUAGUAUAAAAAAGACAAAGAUUAGGAUAUUAAGUGAUGUCGAAAAAAUGAGUGUCUCUAUGUUGCCUUCACAGUCAAUCCAUACCCAAGAUUUGAUGUCCUCUGGAUUGAAUUACAACAAUAAAGUUGAUUCUGGGAGAUCCGGAAACUACUUUUACUCGAAGUCACGUAAUCAAUUACAGAAUUUAAGUCCUUUGAGACCAACCUACGGGAAGAAAAUGUCUAAACACUCAGAGUCUCAAGGUUUGUCAUCUGCGUCGAAAGGCUAUUUAAAAGACUUUGCUUUGAAAAGCUCCCUAGAAGUCCCCUCGUUAAUAAUGCAUAGCACUCCAAGUGAAAAUAAGUUAUCGGGAGCUCGUUUUGCGAAUACGGUGUAUAGUUCUAAUACGUCUAAUGGACAAGGGAAUUCUAGUGAAAUUAAUUCUAGAAACAAUAGGGAUUUAUCCGGAACAUCUCGCGACUACGACGACCAGAGUGACGGUAACUAUUAUGAAGAAAGCGGAGCCCCGUAUGAGAAUAGCAAUGAAGAUGAUUACGAUUAUGAUGAAAACAGCGACUCUAGCACUAAUGACACUAAUAAUAAUGAUGACAAUUAUGAUGAUCAAGAAAGCAAUAAUGAUAAUGGUGACGAAGGGCACGAUGAUAGCGACGAAGAUGAGGAAGACGAUGAAGACAAAGAAGAAGAAGAAGAAGAAGAAGAAGAGAAGGAUGAGGAUGACUAUAGCUUCAGAAAUGUCGCCUUUCGGAGUUCAGAUGACAUCUUUCGUCGCCGCUCUGGAAGAAACUUUCGUGAUGAGAUUGGUGACAACUUUGAUGAGCAAUCUUUAUUUAGUGAACUCAACCGGCUUCAGAGAAGUGAUCGUUUUCGCCGUUUAGCAUCAAGUGUCCUUUCUUCAGGUAAUCUGGAGAAUGCAGAUGAUGAUGAUCUCGGGGCUAGCGAUUUUCCCUUUAACCCUCUUCGCCCUUCGGUUUUCGCUCCUUCUGGCCAAUUCUCGCGUCUAUUAAGAGGGAUUAAAGAUUUUAGCGACCCAACCAUCCAGUUACUUUCUCUUCAAGAACUUUCUGAAACUCUCGCGAUGAGUACAGAAGAUAUGUUAAUAGGAGUUUUUUCCCCGGACGCGUUCAUUGCGGCCUUUUCAGAUAUUCUUUCCUCUGAAAUUUUAAUUGGGGAAACUGCAAUUCAAUUAAUGCUGACUUGUGCCACUUGCAUAUCUAACAUGAUGGAAGCUCUUCCAAUUUCAAUGGUUAAAGUUGCCCACAGUCCCAUUGUCCGUAUCCUAUGCGAAAGGAUGUUUGACAUGCAAUACAUAGAUAUAGCUGAACAAGCUUUGGGAAUUUUUGAAAAGCUGUCUGUUGACUUUGGGAAUUGUAUUUUACAACACCGUGGUAUGCUGGCUGCUCUGCAAUAUUUUGAUUUUUUUUAUACGAACGUUCAAAGAACGGCUAUUUCACUUUCUGCCAAUUGUUGUAAGCAUAUCGAUGAAUUUAAUGUCGAAUUUGCCGAAGAAAUUAUCCCAUUAUUAUCCAAUACUUUACAGUCUUCUGAUCCGGUCGUCGUAAUGAAGGGUUUUGAGUGUCUGGAAAGCAUUAUUGAAUCAUUAAAUUUCUCUCCAAACAUAAUUAAAUCACUCAUAAAUGAAGACUUAAUUAGCAUUGUCACAAAAGCUUUGAACGCUAGCACUAUGCAGAAGAAGGCCACUGAUCUUCAAGUUCAACUUUUUCACAUAAUUGCAUCGUUAUGUAAGUCUUCUAGUUCUUUUAUACUACCUGUUUUGAAUCAAGGACUUCCAGAAAUAAUGUAUGAAUUGUUGUGUGGGAUUCCACCUCCAGAGACCUCACAUCAUUCAAGCAUGGUAGCAAUGCAAAGUCUAUAUCACUGUCCGAACAACCUCAUUACUGCUUUAUUACGAACUAUAAUCUCGUUUAUACCUAAAGCCCCCUUUGCCGGACAAGAAGAUUUGAUAUCACGAAUUCAUCGAAUGGAUAGUAUACUACUGCCGAUUGUACUUGACAUUUAUUCGACUGUUCCUACUCAUGAAGUGAAGCUGCUAGCAGUAUCUACGGCACUUAUGAUGCUAAGGUCAAUCAGCGGCGAAGAUCUCAGAUGUCUAGUAAGAAGUUUACCUUUAUCAUCCUUUAUUGCAUCUAUUUUAAGUGCUAGGAAGGCCGACAAUCAUUCAAAGCAGAACGCCUUGGAAAUGGCAAUUUACCUCCAUGAAGCCCUACCUGAUAUUUACCAUUCUCUGUUUAUAAGGGAAGGCGUUGUGCAAGAAGUUGGAUACAUAAAUCGUUCCAUCAAUUCGGAUUUAAAGAAGCUUAAACUCAGUAUUUCCUUCUCGCAGUCCAAGUCAACUCAUCGACACGAAGAAUUGAAAAAACUUUCAUCCAUUAAGGCUUUAUCGAAGAGUUUCUUAGGCCAUUACGAGAUCGAAAGCUUAGAAAACCCAGUGCUUCAUGAUUUAGUAGAUCUGUCAAAGCGCUUAGCUAAUGACGUUUACGUCGGAAGCUCUUGUGAAGAACUUGCUGUGGUUUUCCAAAAAACCUCCAACAUUACUAGUUUCGAAUUGUUACACUCGGGUCUAAUCCGUAGUUUGCUUUUAUCCUUGCGGAAGUCCGAUAAUAACACAUUAAGGUACUUUUUGUUGUCAAUGAACAAAAGUAAAGAAACGGAGGUUUUAGAAUAUGAAGGAAGUCCGCUUAUGUCGUUCAUAUUUUGUUUACAGGAGCUUUUGUCGAGAAUUGAAAAUUUUCAAUUAACACUUUUACCUUCUCUUUCAGAUAAUUCUUUGGAACACGUUUCGUCAAAGCAAUUCAAAGUUCGAUUAAUUGCUCUUCCCGGAUCCAAUAUACAACCUCCUUUCCGUUCAUUAAUUGUAUCAAUAAACGGGUUAGCUACCAUUCGGGUACUAGAUAAUUAUUUAUAUAGUCGAGUGCUACAUCGUGGUGAAAAUGAGCGCCGACGGUUAUCAUUUCCAGAAGCUGAUUCGUUGCAGGAGUCAGGAGACUCAACAAGACAUGAAUCUUUUGAAAAUUCAAUGGAUUUAUCGCAGAAUGAAAACACUUCUGCUGGCUCAGGUUCUGUAAAUGAAGCUGACUCUUCUGUAUCGGGUGAACUGGGUUCUAGACAUUUUGCAUUUUGCCUUGGAAAAAAACUUUUAACGCCAGAAACUACUAUAUUUAAAGCAUUAUUUCAUUUUAUUGAAACCUCGGAUGAGCAUACUAUUGAUGAUAUAUGGAAAACAACGAUCCCUCUAUAUUAUGGUGAACCCUCUUCUUACAAGGAAGAUAAUGAGGCUCAAAAGUCUGUGGACGAAUCGGAAGAAAUUCCCAACAAAAUUAAAGAGAUACUAGAAAUUUUACGUGUGUUAUACUAUGGUGUUCGUGAUUUACAUACUAUAUUUCCUGAAAAGCAUAUUCGCGGAAGCCUUGAAAACGUACUUAUGGACUUCAGUAACUGGAAAUUGAGUGCUAAACUAAACCGUCAAUUGGAAGAGCAGCCUAUAAUUGUGCAUGGUUGUAUACCUUCGUGGUGUAUCUCUUUAACUUCUGAAUAUCCUUUUUUAAUACCCUUUGAAUCACGCUAUCAACUUUUGCAAUCAACGUCCCUGGGUUUAGCAAGGUCCGUGUCGUUUAUUUUAUCAAGAAAUUCCAAUUUGCCCAAGAAUGAAGGUUCGUCUAUACUCCAAUACGUUAGUUUACGCCGUCAGAAAAUCAGAAUACCAAGAAAAGAUAUGUUUAAUUAUGCUUUACAGGUUCUAUCUAGUUAUGGUUCUUCUGAUAAGGUAUUAGAAAUAGAAUAUGAAGACGAGGUUGGUUCUGGGCUAGGUCCAACAUUGGAAUUUUAUACUACUGUUUCUAGAGAGUUUACGAACACUGCUUUGGACAUUUGGAGAAAUGAGCAAGGUGAUUCACAAUAUGUUUUCCAUGCAUCUGGUUUAUUCCCUUCGCCUAUAUCAAUGGCUGAAGGAAGCGAUGAAAGUAAAAGAAAACUUUCUCUAUUUUCAGCAUUAGGAAAAUUUGUUGCACGUUCAAUUUAUGACUCAAGAAUCGUUAGUUUGCAGUGUAAUCCUCUAUUUUUCGCAAGAGCUAUUCCGUUGACUAUUUCCUCAGUUGCAAAGGUAGAUAAAGGUCUGGCGAAUUCUCUGCGUUACUUGGAAUCCCUAAUUUCCGGGGAGGAUGGUCACAUUAAUGACAUAGACAUAGAAAGCUUGGGUCUUGAUUUUACGCUUCCAGGGUAUUCUUCUAUAGAGCUAAUACCCAACGGAAGUACUGUCUCUGUCAACAAGAGUAAUCUGAAAGAUUACAUCGAACACAUAAUUGACUUCACCGUUGGUAAGGGGGUUAGGCGACAGAUUGAGUGCUUUCAAGAAGGAUUUUCAAGUGUCUUUGCUUACUCUUCACUUAAAGUAUUAACGGAAUAUGAACUUUCAUCCCUAUUUGGGACGAUUGAUGAAGACUGGAGUUAUGAAACACUUCUUAAAUUUGUUGUUGCCGAUCACGGAUAUACUAUUGAAAGCGCACCUAUUCAAAGACUUUUACAAUUGAUGAGUAGUAUGAAUUUCCGAGAGCAAAGAGAUUUUCUUCAGUUUAUAACUGGUAGUCGAAAAUUACCAAUAGGUGGUUUUGCCGGUAUGAAUCCACCAUUCACAAUCGUGAGACGUUUGAAUGAACCACCCUAUAAACCUGACGAUUAUUUACCAACUGUUAUGACUUGCGUAAAUUAUUUGAAAUUACCUGAAUAUUCUUCUGUGGACGUUUUGGCUAGUCGUCUGUCAAAAGCCAUUUUAGAGGGUCAAGGUAGCUUUCAUCUGUCGUAAUUAUUGCGCUUGUGAAGUGAGCAAAUAAUUUUUUAUUUUUUUUUUAAAAAAAAAAAAAUAAAUAUAAAAUAAUGACAUGAAAUGAAAUGCAUCUAUCAUCAUACUAUAGCAGUUCAUCGCAAAUAUUAUUCAUUUACUAAAUAACUACUACAUCUUUA